Messenger RNA from Frieseomelitta varia, 1712 nucleotides. RefSeq names its product protein gooseberry-neuro-like. Gene Ontology annotation, molecular function: DNA-binding transcription factor activity, RNA polymerase II-specific; RNA polymerase II cis-regulatory region sequence-specific DNA binding. Gene Ontology annotation, biological process: regulation of transcription by RNA polymerase II; anatomical structure development. The record is from RefSeq and is a predicted model, not a curated record. NCBI's taxonomy places the organism in Eukaryota, Metazoa, Arthropoda, Insecta, Hymenoptera, Apidae. Bases 108 to 1436 code for a protein of 442 amino acids. The transcript has 6 exons.
GCGUGUCCUUUCCCGAUCAGUGAAAACGGAUAAUUGUGUCGGUGUCCGCCGGUUUGAGGAUUGAGAAAACAAGUGAGUCGAGACGGAAGUAACUGAGGGAUCGAAGCAUGGACGUUACCAGUGGAAUGAGGCCCAUCUUCGGAGGAUAUCCGUUUCAAGGGCAAGGUCGCAUGAAUCAAUUGGGCGGCGUCUUCAUCAACGGCCGGCCUCUCCCAAAUCACAUUCGCUUGAAAAUCGUCGAAAUGGCAGCGGCUGGGGUGCGUCCUUGCGUGAUAUCGCGGCAGCUCCGCGUUUCUCACGGCUGCGUAUCGAAAAUUUUGAACCGCUACCAGGAAACCGGUUCCAUCAGGCCGGGCGUGAUUGGCGGCAGCAAGCCGAGGGUAGCCACCCCUGAGAUCGAGGCGAAGAUCGAAGAAAUGAAGAGGGACAAUCCUGGGAUCUUCUCGUGGGAGAUCAGGGAGAAAUUGGUGAAGGAAGGUUUCUCGGAUCCUCCAAGUGUCAGCUCCAUCAGCAGGUUACUUCGUGGAGGACGACCUGGUGAUGAUGGAAAGAAGGACUACACCAUCGAUGGUAUAUUGGGCGGUGGUCGUUGCGGCGAUGAAUCCGAUACAGAGAGUGAACCUGGUAUUCCUCUGAAGCGAAAGCAACGAAGAAGCAGAACAACAUUCACCGGAGAACAGCUGGAACAAUUGGAGACCGCGUUCCAGCGUGCUCAGUAUCCGGACGUUUAUGCUAGAGAGGAAUUGGCUCAGAGGACUGGCCUUACAGAAGCAAGAAUUCAAGUGUGGUUCAGCAAUCGCAGAGCACGACUACGAAAACACGCAGGAAGUAUAGCUCACUCGGUAACGGGAUUACCAUUGACACCCUGUCAAUACGCGAGCCACGAACUUGCACAAAUACCACAGGUAUCUCAAAUGCCACCAGCAAUAACUCAAGUACCAACCACGUUACACCACAGUCCAACGACACUGCAACAAGCGAGUGCAGCUGUUCAUCAAGUUCCAGGGGCCAAUGCGCAGAUACCUAACACCACGUCCGUGGCUCAAGUGCCUUCCACGAUCAGCAGUGCUCUUCAAGGACACGCAGUGUCGAUUUCAGGACAUCUAAGUUCCUUACAGGGACAUACGAUGCAACUGGGACAGAUACCAACGAUUCAACCUCCUGCUGCACAUGGGGCACCGACGACUAUCUCUCAUAACCCUGGCAACACCGAUUGGUCCAGGGCGCAACUCGGUUGGGGACAGUUCAAUCACUUCCAAAGUGAAUACACGUCGAGUCAUUCGAGUCAUCAGCAUUCCUCGCACGCGAGUCAUGCUGCUACAUCGUCCUCUGGUACUGGGAAUUCUGCAUCGGCGGCGGAAUGGUACGAUCAGGGCUACGAUUAUUCCCAACACGCUCAGUUGAACUAUCAUCGAAGCGUGGGCGGCAUAUUUUAACGGACGAUGAUUGCAUGGGCAUUAGUAAAAGUUGGAUUAUCGAUCGACGUUUCAUUCCGCAUGAUGGCUUUCGUUUCUUGCAAAACUUUCCGGUUCUCCGCCCAUUUUCUCGGCAAUUCUUCUGAGCAGUCGAGAUGUCUCAAUGAACCUGAAGAUCAGAAGGGAAAAAUGUAAGACGUAGGACAGUUUUAAAAUUCAGUAUGAUGACUUUUUAAUAGAGUAAAUAUUUAGAAAAUAUUAAUUAAUAUUUGGUUCCCUAACAUGACUGAUAAUAGA